GCAAAAGCGGAGCUGUAGCCUGUCGAUCCGUCUCGCAUUCCAUGCUCAUUUGAUUGAAAUUGACGAAAUGAGAUCUCGAACGUGAAGCUUGGCGAUGGAAUGGAAAUGGAUUUGAAGAUAUAUAGAUGGUGAUUUCGGCUUGGAUUUGAUGAUGAAUUUUAAUAUUUGAAGAUAUAGUGUUUGUGUUUGAUUUUGGAAUCGAUUGUUUAUAUUUCUUGAAGAAGUCGAGGAAAUUUUGUGUUAUAUUAUACGGUAUAUUAUAUCUACGUAUAUACAGAGAGUCUACCUCGAGACAUAAGGGUUGCGAUAAAUCAUUGGAAAGAGCACAGAAAAGACAAAACCAAAAGAAAUCGACAAUUCAAUCACAAUGUCUACCUUCCCCCUCUUCAACUCUUUCCCCCCCGAAAUCCACAGUAUAAUCCUCGAACAAUGUCCCCCAACCGACCGUACCUGUCUCAGACUCACGUGUAAAUACCUCUACACUCUCUCACCCCCCGAAUACCCCGUUUCCCUCGACUAUUCCCCUACCCCCGAAGUCUUCUGCUCAAAACCUGAAGUAUCGCAUAUUUCCCCUGGUGUUCACAAACCGUGGCGCUUUCCCAUCCGCAAAUGUGGAUUAGGAGCACAACUAUGCCAUGAUCGUUCUCUCCACUACAUAAACAUUCUCCGCGCGGCGGAAAAUCUCCCCCCUCUAACAAGAAAAAAAUGUCAAGAUCAUUAUUGGGGUGAUCACUGUGAAUGUUUCUCUCGCUCGAAGAUGCUGCAUAAACAACUGCAGAAAUGGAUGCCGAAGGAUAUGAAAUAUUGUGGUGAAUGUAGUGUUUUCACCAAGAGGAGGAAGAGCAAAAAGUUUCGAUGUACACAUGGCCGCAAGAAACAAUAUAAUCGCAAUUCUCAUAUCAAAUCGAAUCUGUGGACAAAUCAUAAGGGACGCGGUGGUUAUUAUCAUAAGUUGUGGAAGAAAUGGUUCAACAACUCCGCCUUCGACAACAUGGAAGCUCGUCUCCGUCUCGGCAAGCGAGACUCCAAUCCGCGCUACAAUCUACGGAAAGAAUAUAUGCCUCGUGCUAGAUAUUUAGAUACGACUUGGUCAAGACAUGAGCGAGGAAGCUGGGUUUCAGUCUAGAGUUUGGCUGGGAGGAGUAUUGGUGUUGGUGUUGAUUUUGAUUAUGGGGGUUUGUAUUAUGAGGCGAAAGAGGAGUUUUGAUCCCAACGAAAGAAAGGGAAGCGGGAUGGAAGGAAGAAAGAAGAAAGAGA
Botrytis deweyae is the source of this 1257-nucleotide messenger RNA. RefSeq lists its product as uncharacterized. Gene Ontology annotation, molecular function: protein binding. The coding region runs from base 368 to 1126 and encodes 252 amino acids. Lineage: Eukaryota; Fungi; Ascomycota; Leotiomycetes; Helotiales; Sclerotiniaceae. The transcript has 5 exons. The record is from RefSeq and is a predicted model, not a curated record.